Cercocebus atys (sooty mangabey) is the source of this 1439-nucleotide messenger RNA. It is a transcript of the gene LYPD6B, whose product is annotated as LY6/PLAUR domain containing 6B. The record is from RefSeq and is a predicted model, not a curated record. Bases 377 to 886 code for a protein of 169 amino acids. NCBI's taxonomy places the organism in Eukaryota, Metazoa, Chordata, Mammalia, Primates, Cercopithecidae. The transcript is spliced from 5 exons. Gene Ontology annotation, molecular function: acetylcholine receptor regulator activity.
CAUCUUUGGACACCCUGCCAAUUCUAAACAGCCCAACACUUUUGUCUUGCUUACUAACUCAGGCAGUCUUUAUAGGUCAUAGCUAAUGAGGUUGGCUCUAUUCCAUAAAGUAUUUGCUGAGUAUCUAGCAUGCACUGAGCAUGGCCUGGGGAAUAUAACAAAAAAAUGUGGGUCAUUUUCCUACCUCAAAAGAGUUUAUGAUGUCAAAGAUGUGCUGCUUCCUGAAGACCCCAUCAACUUUCUGUCUUUUCCCUGGAAGUGUAAAAUGCCACAUGUUGGAUGAGAUGAUUAUCCAGGCUCAAACUUGGGAAAUAGUCAUGCUUCUGGACCAAGUGUCAGAUAGAAGAGUUUGGACCGACCCGCACACAAGGUCAGCAUGCUGCUCCUCUGUCACGCUCUCGCUAUAGCUGUUGUCCAGAUCGUUAUCUUCUCAGAAAGCUGGGCAUUUGCCAAGAACAUCAACUUCUAUAAUGUGAGGCCUCCUCUCGACCCUACACCAUUUCCAAAUAGCUUCAAGUGCUUUACUUGUGAAAAUGCAGGGGAUAAUUAUAACUGCAAUAGAUGGGCAGAAGACAAAUGGUGUCCACAAAACACACAGUACUGUUUGACAGUUCAUCACUUUACCAGCCAUGGAAGAAGCACAUCCAUCACUAAAAAGUGCGCCUCCAGAAGUGAAUGUCAUUUUGUCGGUUGCCACCACAGCCGAGAUUCUGAACAUACGGAGUGUAGGUCUUGCUGUGAAGGAAUGAUCUGCAAUGUAGAAUUACCCACCAAUCACAGUAAUGCAGUGUUUGCCGUAAUGCACGCUCAGAGAACAUCUGGCAGCAGUGCCCCCACACCCUACCUACCAGUGCUCGCCUGGGUCUUUGUGCUUCCAUUACUGUGAUGCCACCAUUCCUAGGAGAGGCAGAGACCAGCCUCUAAAGCACAAGCCAAAAACUGUGUGAACGGCGAACUUUGGAGUGAAGAUCAAUCUUGCACUUGGUGAAGAGUGCACAUUGGACCCCAAGGCGAAAGCCAGUGGUUUGCUUUGAUAAAAUGUUCCCACAUGAGGCCACAGGACUGAGAAUGGGAAUUUGGCAGGGCCUGAGAAGAUGGUCUGACUUCCAGGCUUCCUGGUCAAAGAGAGCUACGUUUGGUCAGUUCUGCAGAGUGGAUCCUGGCAACUAGUCCCACCUGAUUAGGCCUUUAGCUGAAAGAAUUUCUUGACCUCCUUGACUGCCUCAGAGGCUGCCAGGUCAAACCCUCUUGUUUAUGUGAUUAGCUCAGAGCAUCUCUAUGAAAUCUAGCCCUUCCCCUCACGAGAAAGCAGUUUUCCCCACCAACAGACUAGUGCAUGAGAAAGGCAACUGCCACGAAGAAAACUUUCAGUUGAACUAACAUGAAAUCUAUUUGCUAAUUGUGGGGGGAAAUAAAGCUUUUAAAUUAUACAAUGUAAA